AUGGCGCUCGGUCAAUCUAUGCUUGCAAGAAGAUUCUUGCUAUGGUACAUUCUUCUUGGAUCGUUCCUCAUCCUUCCACUGUCUUGGGAAGUCUUCAACGGUUGCAAAUUACUUGAGGUCGAAUCACAAAACUAUGGACUUUUUAAGAGAGCCGCAUACGAUUCUGAAGGCCUCAUUGGAUGUGUUGAGUACUCAUCAAACUUCACGACGGAUGACGAUGUCUUUUUUAAGAUCGCACGAACUGCAGGUCUUACGAUGGUCAUGUUCGCUACGAUCGCAUCGAUUAUCUGCUUAUUUAUUCAAUGCUUCAGCAAGGCUGGAAAGUCGAAGCUAUGGGUUGUGAUGCGAUUGACAUUCUUCUUGUCGUUCCUUUCACAAGGAGCUGUUUUUACAAUCUAUUUUUCUGAACUUCGUACUGCUUCAGAAGAGUGGAAGAUUGGGGCGAAUGGCAUUCAAGCAGCGUGCAAUGUUUUCUUCUUAUUUCUCAUGGUUAUUGCUACCAUAUGCUCGUUGCCACCAAAGAAUCCAGUUUUCAGAUUGUGGUAUGAUCUGCCCGAUUACGAUACUGACAAAGCUUCGUUCGAGGAGGAAGAUGAUGUCGAAGCAGGAGCAAGAGAACCUCGAGAGUGUGAGGAGAGUGUCUCGUUGUUUGGUGGAAGUGUAAAAAGUCUGAAGAAGAAGGUCAAUGGUGUACAAAGUGUUGCAGGUAGCGUUCGUUCAAUGGCAAGAAGGUACACCACUUCAGAAAUGGGUCAAAUCGAAGAGACACAUGACCAUCAGGCUGAGCCAGAUGGCAACUCUCUUGUUGAUACCAUUAAAAGUCGUACUACAAACGGCCUUUCUAUUACUGAAAGCAGCUUCCAGCGUCAUGUUGAUGAUAUGAUUGAUCAUGGGAUUUCUCUCGGGCCAGGAGGCAUUCGAGAAGAUGAACGACGAGAAGGGAAUCAAGUCAUUAUUGUGGACAAAUACCCGGGUACCUUGCGAAACAAUCUUCUUGGAGACGUUGACGGCACCGAUGUCGUAAAAGUGCGCUCCGAAUACUGCCCUGCAGGAAGAAAGACCAUUCGAGAAGAGUGCCAUCCGGACGGUUCCCGCACUGUUACGACAGUCAUCACAGUGGUGAAAGAUGAUAGUGUUAUCGCCGGCAUCGAUCCAUAA
Cylindrotheca closterium is the source of this 1158-nucleotide messenger RNA. The record is from the annotation of a GenBank genome assembly. NCBI's taxonomy places the organism in Eukaryota, Bacillariophyta, Bacillariophyceae, Bacillariales, Bacillariaceae.